Messenger RNA from Perognathus longimembris pacificus (Pacific pocket mouse), 1916 nucleotides. It is a transcript of the gene Sytl1, whose product is annotated as synaptotagmin like 1. Lineage: Eukaryota; Metazoa; Chordata; Mammalia; Rodentia; Heteromyidae. Gene Ontology annotation, cellular component: plasma membrane; exocytic vesicle. The record is from RefSeq and is a predicted model, not a curated record. Gene Ontology annotation, biological process: exocytosis; intracellular protein transport. Gene Ontology annotation, molecular function: small GTPase binding; neurexin family protein binding. The transcript is spliced from 15 exons. Bases 141 to 1838 code for a protein of 565 amino acids.
AGUCAGCCUUGCUCCCGCACGUCUUCGGUUCCCGAGACUCCUACUAGGAGGGUUGGAGUCACCCACGCAGGUGUCCUUCCAUUCCCCACGGGACGCCUCCAGGAAGCCACGUGUGCCCAGCUGGGGCACAGCUCCAGCUCAUGCCCCAGAGGGGCCACCCAUCCCAGGAGAGGACUUGGGCGCUGCCCUCCCUCCCCAUGGCGCAGGGGCCGGAACCCGAGGCGGAGGGGCUGCUGGACCUCAGCUUCCUCACAGAGGAGGAGCAGGAGGCCAUCGCUGAUGUCCUCAGGAGAGAUGCCCGCCUGCGCCAGCUGGAGGAGGGGCGGGUCAGCAAACUCCGGGCCUCACUGGUAGACCCCGGACGACUGAAGAUCCUGACAGGGGACUGGUUCCAAGAAGCACGCUCCCAAAGGCACCACCAUGUCCACUUUGGCUCUGACCUUCUCCGAGCUUCCAUCCGCAGGAAGAAGAGCUCCAGGGGUGACCAGGCUCUGGGCAGUGAUGGGGAAACCCGGGCUGAGGUUUCUGGGAGAGAGGCCGAAGAGGAGCCAGAACCCAGGCUCCCCACAGACAAGGCCCUGGAGGAGAGGUGCAGUGAGACUCAGGAAUCUGGUUUCCUCUCACCCCCCUAUACCCCCCCAAAAGCUUCAGGUCAUGAGAAGGACCCCCAGGACCAGGAAGCCCCGAGCCCAGGGGGCGCACAGGUGGAAGUCCCGGAGGCGGACCCGGACCCGGAGCCCGCGCCCCGGGCGGAGGAGCCCCGGCCCGCCGCGGCCCAGACCGCGCAGGCCCCUGAGAUCCAGGAGAACGGGGAGACCCCAGGGCUCGAACCCUCACUCAACCGCAUGCUCAGCAGCAGCUCCUCGGUGUCAAGCCUCAACUCCUCCACGCUGAGCGGCAGCCAGAUGAGCCUGGCCGGGGAGGCCGAGGCGGGCGCGGUGCAGGUGCGCGGCGCGGUGCACUUGGCGCUGCACUACGAGCCGGGCGCCGCCGAGCUGCGCGUGCGCGUCAUCCAGUGCCAGGGCCUGGCGGCCGCCCGACGCCGCCGCUCCGACCCAUACGUCAAAAUCUACCUCCUCCCGGAUAAGCAGAGCAAACGCAAGACGGCAGUGAAGAAACGGAAUUUGAACCCGGUUUUCAACGAGACUCUGCGGUACUCCAUCCCGCCCGCCGAGCUCCCGGGCCGCGUGCUGAGCCUGUCCGUGUGGCACCGCGAAAGUCUGGGCCGCAACAUCUUUCUGGGCGAGGCCGAAGUGCCCCUGGACACGUGGGACUGGGACUCGGAGGCCACGUGGCUCCCCCUGCAGCCCCGGGUACCCCCAUCCCCCGAUGAGCUUCCCAGCCGCGGGCUGCUCUCCCUGUCCCUCAAGUAUGUCCCAGCCGGCUCUGAGGGCGCGGGGCAGCCUGUGAGCGGGGAGCUGCACUUCUGGGUGAAGGAGGCUCAGGACCUGGUACCGCUGCGCUCGGGAUCUCUGGACACUUACAUACAAUGCUCUGUGCUGCCUGAUGACAGUCGGGCCAGCCGCCAGCGCACCAGGGUGGUGCGGCGCAGCCUCAGCCCAGUGUUCAACCACACCAUGGUUUAUGACGGCUUCAGUCCUGCCGACCUGCGACAGGCCUGUGCUGAGCUCUCCCUCUGGGACCACGGGGCCCUGGCCAACCGCCAGCUGGGGGGCACACGCCUCAGCCUGGGCACAGGCAGCAGCUACGGGCUGCAAGUGCCCUGGAUGGAUUCCACACCCGAGGAGAAGCAGCUGUGGCAGACACUCCUGGAGAGGCCAUGUGAGUGGGUCGAUGGCCUUCUGCCCCUCAGAACCAAUCUGGUCCCCAGGGCGUAGCCAGCCCUACCGAGCUCCUCUCUGGACUGCCAUCUCAGAGCCUGCCCUUGGUGAAAGUCAAUAAAAGCUGUCCCAAGG